Molecule: messenger RNA, 1731 nt
Organism: Hypoxylon trugodes
Lineage: Eukaryota; Fungi; Ascomycota; Sordariomycetes; Xylariales; Hypoxylaceae
Exons: 2
Coding region: 223-1449 (408 amino acids)
Source: RefSeq, a predicted model, not a curated record
CUAAAGUUAGGGAGCUACCCAGGCAACACCUCCUUCCCGCCGUAGAAUCACUACAAAGUGAGGAAAGAGCACAGGGAUUUAUCCACUGAACCAAACGUUUCUUCCUGUACUUAAAAACCUUCGUACCAGGCUGUUUAUUUAUCUUUCCCUUUCCUUCUCAACCAAUAAUCAACGCACCGGAGAGGAAGUAGGCACCCAUCAUAACACAACACGGCAACCAUAAUGGGACCCGCACCUAAUUCUCCCAACUCUCUCAACUAUCCCGUCCGCAAGAAAUCUAAGGAACGCCUUCGUCCUUCUUCAUCAUCUAACACUCCUCCCUCUCACAAUCACAACCGCACUCACAAUUCUUCUUCCCACAAUCGCGACCGUUCUCACGUUCAUUUUCAAUCCGGCCCUCCCUCUAACACCAAUUGGGAUACCAAGCCUGAGAAUACCACCCCCAACACCACUUCCAACACCGGCGGCACUGAAAUUCCUGUGCGAAAGCCUCCUGCGACCGCAUCUGGUGAUCAGAAAAGUGACGCGCCUCCGACGUACCAAAAUCCUGGUCCCGGAUUCAAUCACACUGUCGCCAACGUUCCUGGUAUUGGCUUAGUCUACAACGGCGCCAACCCGGCUACCGUUCAGCAGGCGCAACAGCACCAGACGUUUGGUUUCCUCCCUUCUCAGCCCCAAGUGUUGCCUCCGGGAUUCACCCAGAAUCCUACUGACACUUUCCCACCUCAAUUCACUCCUGCCAAUCACCAGCCGACCAAAGGAAUGGCGUACGUCAGUUUCAUGCCCAACCAGGGCCAGCACUUCCAACCUCCCGUUCCGGAUACCACUUAUGGUCCUAUCCCUCACACUUACCAUCCUCGCUUCGACAACCAGGCUGUCAGCGGACAGUACAUGACCAUUGAUGGUCAGAUCUACAAGGUCGUCAACCCUGCUUAUGUUCAGGACGGCACUCAAUAUGUCCAACUCCAACAGCAGGGUUCUCAGGGUGCCCAGGGCACUUCUUCAGCAGCUCCUAUCCUGCUCCAGCAACGAAGUGCUCCUCAAGGACCUGUUCUCGUCCAAGCCCAAUCCGGUCCGCCCUUUCUCGGUCAGCAAGCUCAGAUGGCCACCCAGCCUGGCCCGUUCCCCGGCAUGGUUAAUCAGCCUAGCACCAUCCGAGUCGUUGGUGGUCCUGGUGUGAUGCCCACUUCUGCCCCGGAUGUCAUGGGCAUUGGCAAGACUGGUUUGGAGAAGCAAAUGGAGCAGUACCAUACCGCUCUCAAUACUGGUGCUCUAGAGGGUCAAGACAUUGCACCUGCAGACCCUGAUCCGUCUCGCAUGUACUAUUGCCGAGAAUUGGAUGGAGAGUGGACUCUUCGAAACCGUUUCAGCAUUGACAACAUGGGAGAUUGGCGUUGGUACGUCGUUCCCGAGAACGGCAUCUUCUACGCCGUCCGCAUCGCCGAUUAAGCGCAUCUACCAACAGAACGGUAUGUCUUCAUCAUUUGGUGGUAAUCAUAGACAUCAAAGAAUAUGCGUAUCGAUUUCAUUCUGCAGAUAUUCUGGCCCAUUUCUGUUUAUUGCGUUGUUUUACGAAUUGCUUUUACCAAUCGGUAAAUUCUCUUUCUAUUUCUGAGAGUAAUGUCAACUAACGUGUCCUAGACGUUUUCUUUGCCUUGCAAUUGAGUACAUCAAUGAGGCAUCUCGUUUCCGCAAACCAAGUAAGCCGAACUUAUUAGUACCUAUGCAUAU